AUGCAUAUACAUAAUCAGUAUCAGCAAAUCUCUCAAUACACCUCCCCGCAUGCGUACCAACGGCUUCGUCUGAGUUACAAGGAUGGCGCAUGUGCUGGCAGGAAUGUGGCUGAAGCCUCCAAGACUGAUCCCCUACUCCGGGUGGCGAAUUGGCUGGUGUUGAUCUUCCCGUUUUACAAUGCAGCAGGAGCUCUCUGCGAUGUCCACUACAGCCGAUAUCUUGAGUCGAGAAAGAAGAGGCUCGCUCUGGCAAACUCCUGCGGUGCACAGCUGCAGCUCAGGGUCAGCAAGGAAGAGGCCGAGAAGGACGAGUGGCAGAUCGAGCUGCUGAAAGCCCUCGCAGCGGAGUUGAAGGUGCCGGAGACGCGCUUGACGCUGCAGGGUCUUAGCGAGGCUCGUGGGAAGACUUUCUUGCGGGUGGUGCUGACCAGGCCCGAGUCCGAGGCGGCAGCGGCACCCGCCUCGGCAGUUCUCGCAAGGCUGCGCGGGGGAGCUUCGGGACCUCUGGCGGCCAUUGAGGCUGUCAUUGUGGAUGGGGUGCAAAGGGAGCAGCAGAAGACUUACGGGCUGUGGCUGAGCCCAACUGGGAAUGCCGCGCAAGCUCUCGAGAAGGCAGUUGCGGACUUGAGCUCCAAGCAUGGUGGGCCCUCCUUCAAGCCUCACCUGACACUGCUGGGACCCGUCACGGGCUCGGAGCAGGAUGUCACCGACUUUGCCAAGAAGUUUGCAGUCCAGACGGCCCCGAUCCCUAUCCAAGUCGAGGGCCUGGGCCUGGGGUCCUCUUUCUUCCGGAGCAUCUACCUGGAGGUCAAAGGCUCAUCGGAUCUUCUGGCAGCUCGUUCGCUGGCGGCCUCCUUGGUGCCCAAGUCAUGGCUGCCGGUCUUCCUCGGGGGCAAGUCCUGCCAUCUUGAUGCUCAGACGGAGAAGGUCGGGUUCCAUCCGCACAUCUCCCUGGCUUACCUGCAAGGCACGCCGAAGGCGCGUGAGGAGCUUGCCGAGGAGACCGCCGCAGUUCUCGGGGCGUCCUUCGUCGCCAAGGAGCUCACUGUCUGGGAGACAGAUCUGGAGGACUUCACCUGCAAAUCUUGGAAGCAAGUUGCCACCUUCAAGCUGGAAGGCAAGAAGCCCGUUUCCUUCUGGCGACUGUUCCGGCGCUUUGCAGCUUUUGCCGCGCCUGAGUUCCUGCGGAUCGGUGUCGGCACAGUGCUCAGCAUCGGGGGCAGCAUCGUCGUCGACCGUGCGUGUGCGCAUGACAUGCAGCUGUGCUCUGGCAAGCAUGUCGGGAAGACCAAUGCGGAGCUUUUUGGGAUCGUGGGCCAGGGCCUGCUCCUCUGGGGUCUUGUGAAUCAGUUGUUCGACUGGUCCCGCUGGUUGAUGGAGAGCGCAGGAGACAAGAUAGGAUGUCGACUGCGUGGACAGCUCUUCGAGCGCCUCAUCCAACAAGACGUCAAAUGGAUCUCACAGAAAGGUGCAGACGAGCUCUACAAAACACUGAUGCAGAGAACGGACAAUGUGCAGCGUGUCUUCACACGGGAGAUUCCGGAAAUACUUACUAUGGUGUCGAACCUUAUUACAAACAUUGGAUUCCUGUGGCUGCGAAAGCCCAGGCUUUGUGCUUUUGGCUUUGGAAUAUUCGCUUUUCAGAACAUGGGAUUUGGCAUCUUUGAUGCCAUGCAGCAGGUGGCGCAGGACCAUGAUUCAGUGACCGAAGACAUCAAGGAGAAUGCCCUGGAAGUGCUGCAGAACUUUCGCAUUGUAAGGGCAUUUGGGCGUGAGGGCCGAGAGAAGCAGGCCUUUCUCAAAAGCAUCCGUCAGAAGCUGAUGGUCAAGAUCAGCAACUAUGUCGGCUUUGUGACGGAGCUUGGGUCUUGGCUCACAGGUGAGUUUGCCUUUCAGGUCGCCUACAUGUAUGGUGGAACCCUGGUGAACCUGAAGUACAUAGGGGCCGACGAAGUCAGAGAGACCGUGAGCAAUGUCUUCAAGUCGACCUGGCCCCUGUACCGGCUCAAGCGCCGGCUGCAGACGAAGAUGACCUUCACGGAGGAUGCGGAGGCCGUGCUCGAGGCCCUCGAGCGGCCGCCGGACAUCCCUUUCGAGGACACCUCCAAGCACAACCCCGCGCCCAGUGAGAUUAAGGGCCACAUCCGGGCCUCGAGCAUGUCCUUCUCCUAUACGGAGGAUGCUGAGGGGGCGGUGCUGAAGGAGUUGGACUUUACCAUUCCGGAGGGGUCCAUGGUGGGGCUCGUCGGGCCGUCCGGAUGCGGGAAGUCGACCCUCUUCAACUUGUUCCUGCGUUUCUACGACCCGCAACUGGGAUCCCUGGAGAUCGAUGGGGUGAGCCUGGCAGAAUGGAAUCCGCAGGCGCUCUAUCGGGCCAUUGCCUGGGUGUCGCAGGACCAGUGCGUCUUCAAGGGCUCUGUUCUGGAGAACAUCCGCUACGGUGUUCCUGAUGCGUCCGAGGAGGAUGUGCUGAGGGCCAUGCGCGAGGCAGACCUUUACGACGACGUCAUGAAGAAGCCGCAAGGUGUGGCCACCCCGGCCUCCGAGCUUUCUGGGGGCCAAAAGCAGAGGCUCUCCAUCGCGAGGGCAGUGCUCACUAACCCAAAGAUCCUGCUCCUGGACGAGGCCACCUCGGCCUUGGACACCGUCUCGGAGCGGAAGGUUCAGAAGGCCCUGGAGUCGUUGAUGAAGGGCCGGACCGUGAUCGCCAUCGCUCAUCGGCUGUCUACGAUCAUGAAUGCGGACCUGAUCAUGGUCAUGGAAGCCGGGAAGAUCAUUGAGCAGGGAACGCAUGCGGAGCUGCUGCGGAAGGCUGGCGGCAAGUAUGCAAACCUGGUGCAGCAGCAGCUGGCAGUAGACGACGAUUCCGCCAAGGCGGAAACCUCAACGGAUCCGAAGGCUGUGGAGGACUGUGCGCUGGCUCUGGAGCAGCUGCGGUCACGCAUCCCCGGUGAGCUGGCGGGCGAGGUUGACUCGGCAGUGAAGGCCCUCAAGGAUGCUGCGAAGACGCUGCAGCAAGAGAAGAAGCGCCUGGCCCUCCGUGAGCGUAGCUUGCUGGGCAAUCGAAAGUGGAAGGCUGCCACCACUCUCCGAAACGCCAUGCGGGCGAUAAAGCUGAUGCAGCCGGCCCAGACGCAAGGCGUGCCUGCGGGACCGCCUCCGCUGCUCGAGCGGGCCAUGUCCACAGCCUCGGAGGUGGCCUCCGAGGAUCUCUCGAAGAUCGAGCUCGUCCGACACCAGAGCGAGUGA
This is a messenger RNA of Symbiodinium natans, 3249 nucleotides long. The record is from the annotation of a GenBank genome assembly. Lineage: Eukaryota; Dinophyceae; Suessiales; Symbiodiniaceae.